AUGUCAGAACCAGUAGUUGACAAUGUUACAAAUAAAGUUGAAAAGAUGGAAGUAAAAGAAAAAACUUCAGCACCACCAAAAGAGAAAAAAGAAAAGAAAUCAAAUAAAGUUCAAUUAAAAACACCAAAAGGUACUCAAGAUUAUAAUCCAAGACAAAUGACAAUUCGUGAACAAGUCUUUGAUGGUAUUAAACAAGUUUUUAAAAGACAUGGUGCUGUUACAAUUGAAACACCAGUAUUUGAAUUAAAGGAAACAUUAACAGGUAAAUAUGGUGAAGAUUCAAAAUUAAUUUAUGAUUUACAAGAUCAAGGUGGUGAAAUUUGUUCAUUAAGAUAUGAUUUAACAGUACCAUUCGCACGUUAUGUUGCAAUGAAUGGUGUAUUGAAUAUAAAGAGAUAUCAUAUUGCACGUGUUUAUCGUCGUGAUAAUCCAAUUAUGACCAAAGGUAGAUUUAGAGAAUUUUAUCAAUGUGAUUUCGAUAUUGCAGGUACCUAUGAUUUAAUGGUACCAGAUGCAGAAUGUUUGGUAAUGAUUUGUGAGAUUCUUGAACAAGUAAAGGUUGGAGAUUUCCAAAUUAAAUUGAAUCACCGUAAAUUAUUGGAUGCAAUCUUUGCAAUCUGUGGUGUACCAGCCGAUAAAUUCCGUGCAAUUUGUAGUGCCGUCGAUAAAUUGGAUAAAUCACCAUGGGAAGAAGUUCGUAAGGAGAUGGUUGAAGUCAAGGCUUUAGAUGGUGCUGUAGCAGAUAAGAUAGAGAAAUUCGUUUCAUUAAAAGAUGAACCAAUCAAGUUAUUACAACACUUACGUGCCACCGGUAUGUGUGAUGGCAACAAAGACGCCACUGAAGCACUCUCACAAUUGGAGACACUCUUUGGUUAUUUAGAAUGUUUUGGUGUCACUCAACAUAUCCUCUUUGAUCUUUCAUUGGCAAGAGGUUUGGAUUACUACACUGGUAUCAUCUAUGAAGCAGUUUUAACAGGUCAAGAUCGUGUUGGUUCCAUCGCUGCUGGUGGUCGUUACGAUGGUUUGGUCGGUAUGUAUGGUAAAAAAGAUGUACCAGCAGUUGGUUUCUCAAUUGGUAUCGAACGUAUCUUUACCAUCUUGGAGGACGAAUACAAAAAAGAGAAUAAGAAAAUCAGAGAGAAUGCAACUCAAGUUUUCGUUGUUCAAAUGGAGAAAGAUUUAAUUAAAGAACGUCUUGCCAUCGUCUCUGAACUUUGGAAAGCUGGUAUCAACGCUGAAUUCUCUUACAAAGUUAAUCCAAAACUUCCUGCUCAAUUAAAUACUGCCGAUGAAUCAAAUAUUCCACUCAUCAUCAUCAUUGGUAAAUCUGAAGUUGAAACUAAUAGUCUCUCUGUUAAAACUAUGCACGAUCGUAAACAAGUUUCAAUUGAACGUUCAAAUUUCACUGUUAAAAUUAAAGAAAUUUUAUCAACAAUUCCAAAAUAA
Messenger RNA from Dictyostelium discoideum AX4, 1446 nucleotides. It is a transcript of the gene hisS, whose product is annotated as histidine-tRNA ligase. The record is from RefSeq and is a predicted model, not a curated record. The transcript has 2 exons. Gene Ontology annotation, molecular function: ATP binding; histidine-tRNA ligase activity. The coding region runs from base 1 to 1446 and encodes 481 amino acids. Gene Ontology annotation, cellular component: cytoplasm; mitochondrion. Gene Ontology annotation, biological process: histidyl-tRNA aminoacylation. Lineage: Eukaryota; Evosea; Eumycetozoa; Dictyosteliales; Dictyosteliaceae.